AUGACGGCGAUCACAGUUCCAGAGCAGCAUGAGCCUGCUGCGCCCGACCUGGCCGCCGUCACCAUAAUGGGUCUUCUAAGCUCCCUCCCGAAGCUACCCCUCGUCGGGUCGAUCCUCAUAGUCCUCUGCUCGCUCUUCACCCCCACGACCGCCUACACCGAACUCGGCGACGAGGCCCUCCGCGCGAUCCCCUCGGGUGGCGAUGGUUUCAACAUUGACACCGGCUCGCUGCUGGCCCCCAUCCUGAUCCCCCGCGUCCCCGGCACCCCGGGCUCGCUCAAGGUGCAACAGCACUUUGUCGACUUCUUCCGCGCCAACCUGCCCGAGUGGAUCAUUGAGUGGCACAACUCGACAUCCAAGACGCCCGCGACCGGAGAUAAGGAGAUACCCUUCACGAACCUCAUCUUCCGCCGCGACCCGCCGUGGGCCAAGGGCGGAGAUGUCGAGUAUCUGACGCUCGUCGCGCACUAUGACAGUCUGUACCACCCGGAAGGGUUCAUUGGGGCGAUUGACAGUGCGGCGCCUUGCGCGAUGCUGCUCCACGCGGCAAGGAACAUUGAGGAAGCUCUGGUGAAGAAGUGGAAGGCAAUGGAGGCCUCAGGUGACGCUGGGAGCGGACUCGAAGAGGAGAAGGGCGUCCAGAUCAUUCUGCUUGAUGGAGAGGAGGCAUGGGUGUCGUGGACGGACACAGAUUCGCUCUAUGGAGCCAGGGCGCUCGCCAAGAGCUGGGAAGACUCUGUUCACCCUGAUGGUCUAUACAAGACACCUCUUUCGUCCAUCAGCCUCUUCCUUCUUAUCGAUCUUCUGGGCGCCCCUAAUCCCCGGAUACCAUCUUACUUCCCUUCUACGCACUGGGCGUAUAAGAAGAUGGCAAAGAUCGAACAUCGUAUGCGUGAACUGGAUGUCCUUGAAACCAAACCGAAACAUCCUUUUUUGACGGACAGGAACAAAGAGAAGGUCGGCUUCGGUGGUGGGUACGUCCUAGAUGAUCAUGUACCGUUCUUGCAGCGAGGUGUCGAGAUCCUGCACAUCAUCCCGACGCCGUUCCCCGACGUAUGGCAUAAGAUUGAAGACGACGGUGCCCAUCUGGACCUACCAACAGUACGGGAUUGGGCGCGUAUCCUCACGGUUUUCGCGGCAGAGUGGAUGGAGUUGGAUGAGCACCUACCCAAGCAGAUAGAGGGUGAGGCUGCUAGCGAUUCGAGCGACCCCUCCGCUUCGCAAUCUCAUAGUAGCAAGUUCAUCCAUGUCCUAAAACAGGCUUCAAGGCAUUAUCCGUACAAACCUCAAACCUGGUUCAUGGAUAAUAUCAUUUUGGCCUUGUUUUACGUAUGCAGACACAGAGCAAGGGUCCCGCUAUACAUGAACCGUGCACGGUCGGUACACAAGCUAAAGCUGCCACAGACAAGCACCCUCAGCAGCACAAUGCGAUUCCUCAACUCCCUGACGCCAGCCCUCGCGCUGUUUGCGGCCGGUGCCGCGCAGGCCGCCUCAUCAUGGGGAUUCGACAGUGCCACUGUCUCGAUUACUGGCAAGGGCAAGGAUGCCACCAAAGAGAAGUUGAGCGCGACAUCUCCUCUCAAGACUGCCCUCUCUCUGGGAGCCAAGGAUACUCUCAAGGUCAUCUUGACGGCCAAGGAGGGCGACAAGGCCAAGCGCCCGCAUCAGGCCUUCUUGAUCCUCAAGGAGACCGAGUCUGGUCUCGAGGCCCCCUUCCCCCUUGAGCUUAAGGACACUGGCCGAGGCGUUGUCGACAUUGCCCAGAAGGACCUCCCCGUCCAGCUCCUCCUCGCCAACGAACCCCUCAAGGCCAGCAUCGUCAUCGGCUCCUUCGGUGCCGCCAAGGCCCUCGAAACCACCCUCUUCGACGUCUCCGUGAGCCGCGACGCCAGCGCCGCCGCCCCGACCUACGACGCUCCCCUCCGCUACGGCAAGCAGCCCGAGAUCAGCCACAUCUUCCGCGAGGACCCCCGCAGUCCUCCCAAGAUUAUCUCGCUGGCCUUUGUCAUUGCCGUUCUGGCCACGAUUCCCGUUCUCCUCAUUGGCUGGCUCUCUCUCGGCGCCAACGUCAACCACAUCCAAAAGGCCCUCGGUGCCGCGCCUCUCUCCCACGUCGCCUUCUUUGGAUCCAUCGUGGCCAUGGAGGGCGUCUUCUUCAUGUACUACAGCGCCUGGACCCUCUUCCAGACCUUGCCCGCCGUCGCCAUCGUCGCGACCUCCAUCUUCCUGAGCGGCACCAAGGCCCUCGGCGAGGUCCAGAGCCGUCGUCUCUCCGGAGUGUGGACGAAGGCGGUUCAGGUCUUGGCACAAAAAGCCAAGGGGGCCUAA
Messenger RNA from Colletotrichum lupini, 2328 nucleotides. RefSeq names its product peptidase family M28. The transcript is spliced from 12 exons. Gene Ontology annotation, cellular component: membrane; oligosaccharyltransferase complex. The coding region runs from base 1 to 2328 and encodes 775 amino acids. Gene Ontology annotation, molecular function: zinc ion binding; glutaminyl-peptide cyclotransferase activity. Gene Ontology annotation, biological process: protein N-linked glycosylation. NCBI's taxonomy places the organism in Eukaryota, Fungi, Ascomycota, Sordariomycetes, Glomerellales, Glomerellaceae. The record is from RefSeq and is a predicted model, not a curated record.